This is a messenger RNA of Ochotona princeps (American pika), 945 nucleotides long. RefSeq names its product olfactory receptor 51F2-like. Gene Ontology annotation, cellular component: membrane. NCBI's taxonomy places the organism in Eukaryota, Metazoa, Chordata, Mammalia, Lagomorpha, Ochotonidae. Gene Ontology annotation, biological process: G protein-coupled receptor signaling pathway. The transcript has a single exon. The record is from RefSeq and is a predicted model, not a curated record. Bases 1 to 945 code for a protein of 314 amino acids. Gene Ontology annotation, molecular function: olfactory receptor activity; G protein-coupled receptor activity.
AUGUCAACUUUCCAGAAUAUCACCACCUCUUCCAUCAUCUUCCUGCUGACGGGUGUUCCUGGCCUAGAAAGCUUCCACACCUGGAUCUCCAUUCCCUUCUGUCUCCUCUAUGUAACUGCCCUCUCAGGAAACAGCCUGAUUCUCUUCGCCAUCAUCACUCAGCCCAGCCUGCAUGAACCCAUGUAUUACUUUCUCUCCAUGUUGUCCACCACAGACCUGGGGCUAUCCAUAUCCACUCUGGUCACCAUGUUGGGUAUUUUCUGGUUCAAUGCCAGGGAGAUCACCUUUAAUGCCUGCUUAUCCCAGAUGUUCUUUGUUAAGUUCUUUACAGUCAUGGAAUCUUCAGUGCUAUUGGCUAUGGCUUUUGACCGUUUUGUGGCCAUCUCUAAUCCCCUUAGAUAUGCAACCAUCUUAACUGAUUCCAGAAUAGCACAGAUUGGAGUGGCAAUUGCUAUCAGGGGAACUCUAACACUGACACCGAUGGUAGCACUUCUUAAGAGACUGUCCUACUGCAGCUGCCGUGUGCUCCACCACUCCUACUGCUACCACCCUGAUGUGAUGAAGCUGUCGUGCACAGACACCAGGAUCAAUAGCGCAGUGGGGUUGACUGCCAUGAUCUCUACUGUUGGUGUAGAUUCGGUCCUCAUUCUUCUUUCAUAUGUUUUGAUCAUCAAGACCGUCCUCAGCAUUGCAUCCCCAGAAGAGAGGAAGAAAGCCUUUGGCACGUGUAUUUCCCAUAUUGUGGCUGUAGCUGUUUUCUACAUUCCAUUGAUCAGUCUGUCCUUUGUUCACAGAUUUGGAAAACAAGCCCCUGCCUAUGUACAUACUAUGAUUGCUAACACCUACCUGCUGAUCCCUCCUGUCAUGAAUCCCAUCAUCUACAGCGUGAAGACAAAACAGAUACGUAGAGCUGUGAUCAAAAUUCUCAGUUCCAAAGAAAGGUAG